Molecule: messenger RNA, 726 nt
Organism: Sclerotinia sclerotiorum 1980 UF-70
Lineage: Eukaryota; Fungi; Ascomycota; Leotiomycetes; Helotiales; Sclerotiniaceae
Exons: 10
Coding region: 1-726 (241 amino acids)
Source: RefSeq, a predicted model, not a curated record
AUGUAUGCAUGUACAUUCACUGCAAGUCUAGAGAAACCGGGAAGAAGAGAUUAUUUCCCCGGCUUGUUGUGUUUGGGAUGUUUACCAAUUGAUUUGAUGGUUAAGGAUCCAAGGACGUGGGAUAUGAUUAUUACCGCUUGGUGUGGGUUCCUCAAGGAUCGUCAUUUGGAAGAGGGGAAGUUAGAAUGGAUGGUAUGGAAACUACCAUCGAAGAUCAUUCUCGAAGACUACUACCACACCACAAUCCCAAACCAUUCAAUCAAUUUAACCCUAACAAUGAUUAUGAGCCUUCCAAUUACUAGCUAUUUCAUCUCCGUCUCCUUACGUAGCAAUGAUGAUGAUGGCGUUUUCUGGGCGAGGAAGAUGAUGAUGGUUGGAUGCAGGUUGUGGUGUGUGGUAAUUGGUAGUAAAGUCAAUUGUAGAGUUAGAGAAUAUCUAAGACAACUCGAACCUAAUCUAGACUAUACAUAUGGCGUAGAGAAUAAAAGCUCAUGCGAACGAUAUUGUAACUUUGGGAUAGAAGAAUGUAAAAAGAAGUGCCAAGAUGUGGAUAUUCCAGACAAUGAGUUGUGGCUGGAAAUGGCUUCUCGGGAUGAUGAGUAUGAGGAGAGUGUGAGGAGACUCAGGAGAUCGUAUGCAACUGCCGAUGAAUCUAGACCCGUUCGUCGAGCCGUUCGUCACAAACCUACCCAUGUGCAUUGCUGUGCUAUCAUGGUCUCAUUCUGA